GGAUAGAGAAGUCGCGCAACUUCUUCGCUCCCGUGGCCCCAAACAGGCGGUGUGUGACAUUAGAAGGGGGGAACUGAUCUGUGAGCCCUAUUUUUCGUUUGGAAGUGACUAAUCAGUGCUCGUGAACAAGCUAAAAGGAAAAUCGGCUAAUUUGUGUGCAUACUCGUGAAUUAUACAGAUAAUAUUUGUGGUGUAUUUUCUGACAUCAAGCUGGAGUUAAAAUCCGAUCUCUCAAGAUGCCUCCCUAGUACUUGAGAGGCUCGGAUUGGAUUCCGAGUCUUAGAGCAUAGAAGAGGACUUCCUCCGCUGACUACACAUCCUCCAGGGUGCGCUGACGAUACCGCCCUCGGGAGGAUAUUAUAAAGGAACGCCCCUUCGACGUGAAACAAACUUCCCCAUUAACUUAUCCCCAGCAUCACCACCCUCCUCCUCCCUCCCAACUUUCUUCUGAGUGACGUUACUCUCUCUUUUUCCCUUCCUGGUUCCUCUUCCUCGUCUGUCGUCUCAGUCCAGAGAGCUUCCUGACACCGACCGCCACGCCCACUUUUUCGCAAUAUCCUCUCCCUCAUCUCCCCAGGCCUCCGAAGGCGGACGAAUCAAGGAUACAUUGAAAGAGUCACACAGCAGCAGUAGCAGCAGCAGCAGCAGCAGCAGCCCGGGGAGGCUAACUAAACUACCACAAGCGUGCAAGCACUCAUCUUCAGUAACCGAAGAAGGGGGAGUUUUCUCGCCAAGAAAGUAUUGCAUGAAAACGAAGGAAGCACAAAACACCUCUUUACUUCAGGGAGGGCAUGAUAUCCUUUUAAAAGAGUAAGAGACCUCCUUUUUCCGGGUUUCUGCAUGAAAGUGCCGACAGUAUCUCCACAUUUAUGAAGCAGUUUGUCAAUACAGAAAGCAGAUGAUGUUUACGUUGUGUUGAGGAACGAAUUUUACUUUACCGCAAAGCAGUGCUUCAAGUUUUUCCCAGUUUUUCUUAAACCUAGAGACUGAACUUACUUACGAAUCAUGGCAAAGUGAUCAGACACAUUAUCUGAAGGCGUCAGUAAUGAACGACCGGCGAAAAGGAAACCUUGAAUAUCGUUUAACGCCACGAAAACUAAGGGUUUCAGUUCUGACGUAGAAUAUCAACCUGACAAAACAAAUAAGCGAACUUGUAAACUAGCUGAUAAACGUCACAGAAAAGACACCACAAAAACGAAAGCAAAACAGAUAAACAAAAGAAACUCUAGCGAAUGAAAAGGUGACCGAGAAUCUCACACAGCGCGAAGGAAUCACGCUGAAAGCAGAGACAAAACAGAAUCAUCGAGGGCCUCUCGCAGAUAAAGAAAGUUCAGACAGGAAGAAGAAGAAGAAGAAAGAGCGGUAGUGGACGCAAACCUGCCAGCUGGUCAUGACAUGACAGAGCCGUUGUUGCUGCUGUUAUUGGUCAGAGGCGGUCCACCACCACAGUAAGAGGCACGACGGGCGGCGGGCGGCGGGAUGUUCCGCUGCGAAGCUGUUUAUCGUGGUUGCCGGGCCGUGUUGGGCGCCCAGUCCUCCUCCACACUCACGCUCCUGGUGGAGCACCUCCUGGCGCCCAACGCCAACGGCCAACUUGCCCACGACGGAGGAACCCACACGUACACCAAGCUCCGAAGCGAGAGAUGUCAACUGCAGUGCGACGACGAACGGCUCCAAGUGACCCCAAUCCGGAGGGACGAAGGCUUCGAAUCGGAUUCCGAGUCAUCUGGGAGCACCUGCGAUGAGUCCUUCUGCAGCAAUCAAGAUAUCAAGAUGAUCAACGACCACGUCCUCAGGCUGGACCACCUGAUUCACCACGACUCUGCCGCGACUUCUGCUGCGCCCUUCACCUCCUCCUCCUCGUCUUCGUCCUCCUCGGACGAUAUCUCGUCCUCAGCCACCAGCAGUGGCAACGAGAGCGAGGAUGACACUCCGAGGUCCACCUCCGAAUGCAUCGGGACUUCCGUCCAAAAUUCUCAGUCACAGGUCGACGCAAGUCGCGGCGCCCCAGCCGUCAGCGGAGGGAACGCCGGUGGCGGCUGUGCGAACACCACCAUCGGCGACACAUUCCUGAUGAGCGACAUCUUGUAUUGCCACGUGGCGCCCGCCACGCCCCGGGUGGUGGUGGUCGUCGUGAAAGACGCAGGCUCUAGUCAGGUUUACGCCCACGUCUUUCAGUGCCUCACCGAGGAGGCGGCGAGGGCGCUCUACGCCCACUACAAGGAGGCCAGCAACAAAUACAAGCUGAACAGGUACCGCAACAGCAAGAGGAAAACGGACCCGAACUCGGCAGAGUCGCCCGUCGGCGGCGGCGCCACCGUCUACAAGAGCGGCAGCAUCAGUAGUAGUAGUCACAAAGACGCCCUCUACGGGAAGCCGCCCAGCGGGAGCGUCUACAGUUCUUCCAAAGUUGCCGGAGGAUCCUUGAGUCGGUUGAGAGACGGAGGAGGAGUUGGAGGAGGAAGUAACAGCAGCGGAAGAGGCUCCCUCAGAUCAGUAGAGGCCAGACUCCUCAAAGGGGAAAAGAGAGAUCUGGGCAACAACGUCAACGUGAUUGAGAUCAGAGAGGCGUCCCAGCUAGAUAACCGAAACAACAACAACAACAACAACGAAGACCCGUCCUCCCCCUGGAACCUCGUGCAACACACCGAUUCCAACGGCGUCACCCACAUCGAGAUCGAGAGCGGCCCGUGCAGUCUCAUGAGCAGUUCGUCCGAUACCUCCGACUUCAACAGCCUCGCCAGCGUGAGCUCCCAGCAGCAGGGAGGUGGUCAGCUGACGAUGAACUCGCUCACAGCGCUGCUGCCCUCGCAUACCACCGCCACCACCAGCAACUCGGACGUCAUCGGUUCGAGCCUGCAAGGGUCGAGCAGUUGCCCUACGAGCCUAAUCUCGACGGAGAGGGAGAUCCUCAUCGCCGGGGAGGUCGAGAAGAAGACGCGCCAAAGACAGCCCCCUCAGUUCCUGAGGGAGCAGCAGCGCAAUUUCGGCCACCCGGACCCGCCGUCGCCGUGGAGGCAAGAGGACAACAUCUGGGGCGAGGAGACUCUCAGGAGGAGCGACAACUUCAACAAGAGAGACGAAUACCACCGCCGAGGAGACAAGAAGAACCGCGAGGAGAGAGAGGGACGAAGUCGACGGGGCAGACACGAGGUCGAACUCCGAAGCCACAACACCCUGAAGGACACGGUGCCGCUGUCGAUGCCCCUCGGCUCUGUGGAAGGGCUCAUUCCCCGCCUGCCCCAGGAGAGGCCGUCGAGGGCCCGAGAGCAGUCCAGGACGAGGCUGAGACAUUCCCACAACAAAGGGCCGGCGCCCCCGCCGCCGCCCAGGCGCCACCCAAACAACCCUUCGCUACUCCUGGUUCCUACGAAAAGCGGGGCGGAGAACGCCCGAGCCUUCUACCCGAAGGAGUCGCACAUCAUCCGGGGGAACAAAGUCGUCCGCGUCCAGGAAUACCCGGGGUACUCCAGCACCUGGAUGCACCACGACAUCAACAACAACCCCCACCACUACAGCUAUUACGCCCACGGCAACGCCUGGAUAGGGGCGGCCCACGAGUACCACGCCAUGAGACCCAGGGAGACGACGUCGACCAUCACCAACGAAAUGAGGCGCCGGUCGCGCUCCAAGAGCCCCGCCCGGAGGCCGAUGGCCCACCGGUACAUCGACGCCGUGUCGACGUUCAACCUCUCGCAGAAGCUGAAGGACAUCUCGGAGGCGGUCUUCACGGGCAAGCGCAACGGGAACAGCAUCCAGGCCAACGCAAACCUGUCUGCAGCUGCUGCUGCGAAUAACAGCAGUCACAGCAGCGCUCACAGCGGCGGCGCCCGCGAGGGAAAAGGUCACAGCCGAUCCAUGUCGACGGUGUCUGCCUCCGCCGUGGAGGGACUGGGCGACGGCACCCUCAAAUCCGUCAUCAAGAAAGGUCGCAAGGUGGAGGGGUCACCGCAGACGAGGAGGGUGACCUUCAGCGCCUACGCCACCGUACAGGUUAUGGAGGCGUGACCCCACCGGUGACCCUGUGGCGUGGAACAGUCUCCGCCGCUCGCCGUGGAACAUUCUUCGCUGAAUGAUGCUCAACUCAUCUCUUCUAUAGUUCGACCCUUUUUUUUUAUUAUUUUAUUUUGGUUAUUCAUCUCAUUCAUAGCUUUACCUCACUUCUACUACGGUGCCGUCCUGGUAACUAUUGACGAUUUAACUCUAAUUCAGCUGCGUGUAUGAAAUAUAAUCAUUCUCCUUGAAUAACUCUUGCGAAUUACCUCUUCCCCGCCUCCCCCCUCCCCCCCUUUCAUUCGCUGCUACUUGUCAGUAAUUUUUAGAGUAUUGUUAAGUCAUCAAUAAGUGGUGUCUUUCAUGAGGCUAAUUUGGAAAAGCAAAUUUCAUUUUCUUAUGUAUUAUUGUUACAAUUAUCUUGUAAACACACACAUACCCACACACACACACACACAUAUAUAUAUAGACACACACGUAUAUACAUAUUCUGAACUAUAUAAUAUUUAUACUAAAAAAAUUCUUGUCGACACUUAUUUAUCGUUACACUCAAAGACAUCAAAUAACUUGCUAAAGUUUUUUUUUUCUGGAGGCUAAACAGAAAAAAAUGAAAUCAGUCAAGAGCUUUCACCUGCUGUAGUAGUCAGUAAAGUUAAAGAUAAGAAUCAAACGCGAAAAUGAAGUACAGAAGAUAUCAGUGGGGAGGGGGGCAGACCAACCAGUCACCAACAAUGAAGAUGGCGCUCUUAAAAAGCUCAAAGAUUUGCAGUCAGAACCUAUACGAGACCACUUUCAAUAUCCAUCUCCUAAUUUGACACCUCACUGAGGGCCAUAUUUCCAGCACCACUUAAGAGAUUCCCUUUUUACACUGAACUGAAGUCGACAACUCGGUCACAAGCCGCGUUGAUUGACUGAUUUAUAAAAAUCGAAGGC
Macrobrachium nipponense is the source of this 4926-nucleotide messenger RNA. RefSeq names its product serine-rich adhesin for platelets-like. NCBI's taxonomy places the organism in Eukaryota, Metazoa, Arthropoda, Malacostraca, Decapoda, Palaemonidae. The record is from RefSeq and is a predicted model, not a curated record. Bases 1480 to 4008 code for a protein of 842 amino acids. The transcript has 6 exons.